Molecule: messenger RNA, 613 nt
Organism: Rubroshorea leprosula
Lineage: Eukaryota; Viridiplantae; Streptophyta; Magnoliopsida; Malvales; Dipterocarpaceae
Source: the annotation of a GenBank genome assembly
UGACUUAGGUAGCAUCAAGAUGAAGAUUCCUCCAUUUCAAGGCAAAAAUGAUCCAAAUUUGUAUUUGGAGUGGGAAAAGAAGGUGGAAUUGGUGUUUGAUUGCCAUAACUAUUCUGAGGAGAAAAAGGUGAAACUAGCAGCUGUAGAAUUUACUGAUUACACUGUGGUGUGGUGGGAUCAGCUUGUGCUUAGUCGACAUAGAAAUCGAGAGCAUACUGUUGACACUUGGGAAGAGAUGAAAACUGUGAUGAGAAAACGAUUUGUUCCUAGUCACUACUACCAUGAUCUCUAUCAGCAAUUGCAAGGCCUUACUCAAGGGUCCAAAAGCGUUGAGGAUUAUCACAAAGAGAUGGAAAUCGCAAUGGUUAGAGCGAACGUGGAAGAGGACAGAGAAGCAACUAUGGCGUGGUUUCUGCAUGGCUUAAAUCGUGAUAUAGCUAAUGUGGUAGAGCUGCAGCAUUAUGUGGAAUUAGAAGAUAUGGUGCAUAUGGCAAUGAAAGUAGAAUGGCAGCUCAAGCGUAAAGGAGCCACCACCAGAACUGGGCAAAAUUCAGGUUCCUAAUCUUCUUAGAAACUGAAUAAUAGCAAAAAGGAAGAAAAUUCUGUUUUUAAG